Messenger RNA from Salmo salar (Atlantic salmon), 4667 nucleotides. It is a transcript of the gene ctbp2, whose product is annotated as C-terminal binding protein 2. NCBI's taxonomy places the organism in Eukaryota, Metazoa, Chordata, Actinopteri, Salmoniformes, Salmonidae. Gene Ontology annotation, biological process: regulation of transcription by RNA polymerase II. The record is from RefSeq and is a predicted model, not a curated record. Gene Ontology annotation, molecular function: transcription coactivator activity; DNA-binding transcription factor binding; transcription corepressor activity. Gene Ontology annotation, cellular component: nucleus.
CUUCAUUCUGUGACUCGUCCGUCACCUGACUCCUCUAAACAAACUGUUUGGAUUCAUGACGAGCCGAUCAGUGGGAAGACAACUCAUUUUGACCCCACAGCACCAAGAAUAGAACCUGCACUAUUUGCUAAGCCUUUGGUCUGUUUGUGCUUUGGCUGGGGUGAAAAACGCUGAUGGCUCUCAUGGAUAAGCACAAAGUCAAGCGCCAGAGGCUGGACCGCAUUUGUGAAGGCUGAAUUGUUCCUCCCUCUGAUUGGAGCAGGGGGCAGGCAGAAGGAGGAGGGUGUUUGCCUGGGAUUGUGCCAAGCGAAAGCAUUCUGACAGUAGCUGUAAGUGGAGAAGGAGAGGAAGAAAGGCUGGUCAACUGCAGCAUGCAAGGCAUUCGCCCCCCUAUUCUGAAUGGGCCGAUGCACCCGCGGCCCCUGGUGGCUCUGUUGGAUGGGCGUGACUGCACCGUGGAGAUGCCUGUCCUGAAGGACGUGGCCACAGUGGCCUUCUGUGAUGCCCAGUCCACCCAGGAGAUCCACGAGAAGGUGCUGAAUGAGGCAGUGGGCGCCCUGAUGUACCACACCAUCAGCCUUUCGCGGGACGACCUGGACAAGUUCAAGGGCCUGCGGAUCAUUGUGCGAAUCGGCAGUGGCUUUGACAACGUAGACAUCAAGGCUGCGGCUGAACUAGGUAUAGCUGUGUGUAAUGUGCCUGCGACAUCAGUGGAAGAGACGGCGGACACGUCCAUGUGUCUGAUCCUGAACCUGUACCGCCGCGUCACCUGGAUGCACCAGGCUAUGAGAGAGGGCACCAGGGCUUCCAGCGUGGAGCAGAUCAGGGAGGUGGCCAGUGGAGCUGCCCGCAUCCGGGGAGAGACGCUGGGCAUCAUCGGCCUGGGGCGAGUGGGCCAAGCUGUAGCGCUGCGGGCCAAGGCUUUUGGCUUCAGUGUGAUGUUCUACGACCCCUACCUGCCAGACGGAGUGGAGCGCUCUCUGGGCCUGCAGAGAAUGGCCACCCUGCAGGACCUGCUCAUCCACUCUGACUGUGUGUCACUGCACUGCAGCCUCAACGAGCACAACCAUCACCUCAUCAACGAUUUCACCAUUAAACAGAUGCGUCAGGGAGCAUUUUUGGUUAACACGGCUCGCGGGGGCCUGGUGGAUGAGAGGGCCCUGGCCCAGGCACUGAAAGAGGGCAGGAUACGGGGUGCUGCCUUGGACGUACACGAGACAGAGCCCUUCAGCUUCUCUCAGGGCCCAUUGAAGGAUGCCCCCAAUCUGGUUUGCACUCCUCACGCAUCCUGGUACAGUGAGCAGGCGUCACUCGAGGCGCGGGAGGAGGCAGCUAGGGAAGUGCGCCGGGCCAUCACAGGCCGCAUCCCUGACAGUCUGAAGAACUGUGUGAACAAGGAGUAUCUGAUGGCAACGCCCCAGUGGCCUGGCAUGGACCCUGGGGCUGUGCACUCGGAACACAACGGAGUUACUGAUUACAGGUUCUCUACUGGUCUAGUGGGAGUGGCAGCAGGAGGCCUGACGGGGGCAGGCGCUGCAGUGGAGGGAAUUGUUGCAGGGAACCUGGCUAUGGCACAUGGGAUUGCCCCCGUGUCCCGACCUCCCCACACACCGUCGCCGGGGCAACCCUCUAAAGCAGAAACAGACAGAGACAUGCCAACGGACCAGUAGCCAGCUGUCCCCAUUUCCCCUCUGGUCCACAACAUUCCGUCAUCACUCUUCAUGUUCAUGCAAGCAGAUACACUAGUAUUGAGGUCCAUUCUGAACCAGCUUUGGUCCCAUCCAACAGAACAGAAUCCUUCACGAGAGACCAGUCUGCAUAGACUCCCUACACUCGUCCUCUUUUCUCUCAUCCAGAAAGCAAUAAGUGGAUUACUCAAGGAUUUUUUCCAGUUUGCUUUUAAGCCCCUCUGUGUCUGACUUUCCUGUGGCUCAGUGUUUUUGUAAAUUACUCCUUUACGGAGAGAAACCUGUUUUUCCUGUAUUUCUUUUGUUUUUUAUAUCAAUUGCUGUUUGACAUGCUAUAAAGUGAAGCAUGAGUCUGGAAUGGUAUAGAAGAUGAAUAACAUUUUUUCCACUACUAUUUGUUCACAAACCUUACAAAGGAUUUUAUAUUAUUGGCCUCAAUACAUUUCUAGUUAUCACAAUAAAAGUGUGGCUCUGACUUUUUAUGAGCUUUUUGAUGUGAAUUGAAUAAUAUCGCAAGAUAUGCCUCUGCUGAUAAGGAAAAUACAUACAGUAUACAAUGUUUGUCAAGACCACCACCUACACUUAUUUUCUCUGUUGGUCUUGGAAUAUUUUCAUGAUUAAAUGUAUAGAUCUUCUGCACAUCCUUGUGGUUGACAAGACUAGAGGGACGGUGGUUUUCUUACCUUUCUAUUUUCCUUUAUAUGUUACCUUUAGAUAUGAAUACAACAUGAAAGCUAUAUCUUUGCCAAGUACUCAAAUUAUCUAUCCUCCUUCACAGCACUCUAGUAUCAACAUUGCCCCUCAGUGUCUGCUGUUAUUGAUGCUAUAAUUUUGGGUGUUCAUCUUGUGUAGUUACUACGGCAGGCAUUGAAACUAAUUUGACCUGUAUGGAUUCCAUAGUGGCUAUCAAUCUCAAAUGGAAUGGAGUAAUGAGGCUUCAUGACUAGGAUGAUGGCAUCCUAGCAAAAUGUGUCCACACCCAUAGUAAUAUUUGUAAGGGGGCAGGAGCCCAGUUGAUGUUGGGUUCAGUUCAAUGUCCUGACCACAUCAGGAACACUUCUGUUUGUUUUCUGCUCUGGGUGAACCUAGUGCUCACUGCUGUGUUUGUGGGUGUGCCAGGCACGCAUCUAUGGCUUGGUCACAGGGUUGUUCACAACCAUAUUCAGAACAUUUGACGUCCGGAGGACAGCGGUUCAUUACUACUACAUGAAUUCGAGAAGUGGUUCGAUGGCUUAAUUUCAUAAUGGUCUUAAUCUGAAUUAAUGCUUGGUACUUUGGCUGGCUUCCGGGUUAAGCGGGCAUUGUGUCAAGAAGCAGUGUACCUGUGGACAUAGACCAGGGAAUCCGUGGCAGGGAUAUCCAAUCUGUUUACUGACGAUCAAGGCAAGUAUAAGAAAAGAUGAAGUGGAAAAUCGAGAGUAUAAUUUUGGGUGUGUACUUAGCAUUGCAGUCCGAUGUGGGUAAUGAAGUCCCUUAUUGUUUAAGGUCAGCAAUUCCGAUAUGCUAGUGGCAAAGCCAUAACCCCCCCCCACACACACACACAAAAAGUAGUCUGGGUACCACUCUGUUUAGCUAUCAUUCCACUCCUUGUUAUGCUAAACCGAAUAAUCUUUGGCAUAUGUCACGAAGUGGAAUGAUAGCUAAACAGACUGGUACCUAGGCUACCCACGCAGGCCUACAGUCAUAGAACAUCUAGGGAGUUUAUACAUGAUAUCACACUGGCACAGCUUCAGAGUUGAGUAACUGUGUUACUGGAGAAGGGGACCUUCAGCCAAAGGUGGACAGCCUCCCAUAAUGCCUACUUGUAAUCGGGGUAAUUUACAAAUGGGAAAGCAGUGGAACGGAAUUCUUCCAUCAUGAUCUAUAGAAUUUCAUUUCAACCCCUACUCGUAAUUACACACUGGCCAGGUAUAGGGAAAUGCCUGUUAUACCUCAUUAACAGAUAUUGAAUGUAGCUUACUCUCUGUUAUUCCUCUUAACAGAUACUGCUGAGAUCUAUUACCAAUUUUAAAUAUGUAAAAUCACUGUUGGCCCAUCUGUUAGUAAAUUGCAUGAUUUACUCAGUUUCAGCAGAUUUCUCUGAUUAACUAAAAGAAAAUAAAUCCUCCCUGAUGCGUCUUGACCUCCAUGCUUGUAGUUUUGAAGUUGUCUUGUAUGUUUCUCUUUAUGGGUAUUAAUUAAUUAGUAAUUAGAAUCCCCCCCAAAAUUAAGAAAUGAGAUUAAAGCGAGUAACAAUGGAGCUACAACAGAAUUAAUAGUUGUCCUUGCCUAUUUCAUCAACCAAGUUUUAUCAGUAUUGAGAUGACUUGUUUUAUUGACAUUGCAACAGAGAAUAUGAACAGUAAAGGGGAAUCAAGCAUUGUUGCUAAAGUGGACUUCUUGCUGACACCCAUAUCAUUUUUUUAUUUAUAUGCAGAGGUAGUACAUAGAGCUACACAGCUGUGAUGAAUGCCUUAUCCUGGACCUAACGUUAACUUCCCUCCCAAGUUAUUUCCCACACUCCCUAACUGGGUGCUCCACUCUGCUCCUUUUUAGCUAAGUUAAAUAUAGCUUAGAUCUGUAUUCUGAAGACUUCAUCUUGACAGCCCUAGUAACAGCAUGAUUAGAGCGUUAGUGUCUCUCUGGGUUCGUUCAAGCAUAUGUUUUACGUAAACUGAUCAUUUUAAUUAUCUGGAAAACAGAGCAAAUUGAAAUUAGCUGAGGGGGGUGGGAUGUAUGGGAGAGAGAUCAAAUCUUUAGAAAUGGAAUCCAUGUGGUUCAAAUUUGAUGUGAUUGAUUCCUGGAUAAUUUACAACAUACAGAAAUGUAAUGUGCAUUAGGCUAUUCUAUUUCAUGUUUAGAUUUCUCAAUCAGACUGCAAAAUGAGAGCAACCCAAUACAUUUGUAAUUAGGAUUUAUUCUGAACUUUUUAAAUAGAAACAAUCAUUGUGUAAGCUUCUACAAUAAAGUAUUUUAAUAAAAAGUAAUGUUCCUCUGAAA